Messenger RNA from Neltuma alba, 1353 nucleotides. RefSeq names its product proteasome subunit alpha type-5. Bases 329 to 1042 code for a protein of 237 amino acids. Gene Ontology annotation, biological process: proteasome-mediated ubiquitin-dependent protein catabolic process. The record is from RefSeq and is a predicted model, not a curated record. The transcript is spliced from 10 exons. Gene Ontology annotation, cellular component: proteasome core complex; proteasome core complex, alpha-subunit complex. Lineage: Eukaryota; Viridiplantae; Streptophyta; Magnoliopsida; Fabales; Fabaceae.
CCCGAAUUCGUUUCUUUCCCAUCUGCGAUUUUCCUUCCCUUCCCUCCCGACCUUCUCCACUUGCGAGCGGCGGACCCGAGAUCGCGUCUCCUCCUCCUUCUUCCUCUCUUGCUUGAAUCUGCUACUGCAUGACAGCGUAAGGCCGAGCGAGGAGCUUCCAUUUGUCUAGCGUUCGACGUUUCUUCUCCAUCUCCUUCGUCUUCAAGUUCUCGGCUUCCCCUUCUCUUUCAUCUUCAAGUUCUCGGCCUGUCGCCACUGUUGCUCGCCGCUGCUCGGCACUUCCGUCCCUACUGUACCAGAUAAGUGAUCUCAUCCAAUCAGAACGAAGAUGUUUCUAACAAGGACUGAGUAUGACCGUGGAGUCAAUACGUUUUCUCCUGAAGGCCGGCUUUUUCAGGUUGAAUAUGCAAUUGAGGCCAUCAAGCUGGGAUCAACUGCAAUUGGGUUGAAGACAAAAGAAGGUGUUGUCCUUGCAGUUGAAAAGCGUAUCACUUCACCCCUGUUGGAGCCAAGCAGUGUUGAGAAAAUUAUGGAAAUUGAUCAGCACAUAGGUUGUGCAAUGAGUGGACUAAUUGCUGAUGCUCGAACACUUGUUGAGCAUGCACGAGUGGAAACUCAGAAUCAUAGGUUCUCCUAUGGGGAGCCAAUGACUGUAGAGUCUACAACCCAAGCUCUAUGUGAUCUAGCCUUGCGAUUUGGUGAAGGCGAUGAAGAAUCAAUGUCACGACCCUUUGGAGUGUCUCUCCUCAUUGCAGGCCAUGAUGAGAAUGGACCUAGUUUAUAUUAUACUGAUCCGUCGGGAACAUUUUGGCAAUGCAAUGCUAAAGCUAUUGGUUCAGGUUCAGAAGGAGCAGACAGUUCUCUGCAAGAACAAUACAACAAGGACCUAACUCUUCAAGAAGCUGAGACUAUCGCUCUAUCCAUUCUCAAGCAAGUUAUGGAAGAGAAGGUGACUCCCAAUAACGUUGACAUUGCUAAGGUGGCUCCGAGGUACCAUCUAUAUUCUCCCUCGGAAGUGGAAGCUGUGAUAAGUCGCCUAUGAUUGCCCUUCUGCAUAAAAUUCGCUGUCGUUAAUUUUGUUGCUCCUUCAUUGUGCCUUCAUCUUCAUCAGUCUUGCGUGGAAAGCACAUAAUCUGGCAAUACGACUUGGAGGAGUUAUGGUUUUAAAGUUGCAUAAUUUGUUUGAUGCUGCUCGUGAAUUUGCGGAAUGAUAUACUCGUGAAUUUGUAGAAUGUUAUCAAGUUAAACUCUUAAAACUAUUUAGAGUUUGGGAGAAGUUGCAACUCAUGGGACCGUUUGACUCUUUUAGAUCUUUCCUUCUUUCAUGUCUCUUCGUAGGAGAAUUUGACCCAA